AUGUUCUACACCCACGUGCUUAUGAAUAAGCGAGGGCCAUUGGCCAAAAUAUGGCUUGCAGCUCACUGGGAGAGAAAACUCACAAAGGCCCAAGUAUUUGAAUGUAACCUGGAGAUAACCAUUGAAAAAAUUAUUUCACCCAAGGUGAAAAUUGCACUUCGAACUUCAGGACAUCUUCUUUUGGGAGUUGUUCGGAUCUAUAAUAGGAAGGCCAAGUAUCUUUUGGCAGAUUGCAGUGAAGCAUUUCUUAAAAUGAAAAUGACAUUUCGCCCAGGACUUGUUGAUCUUCCAAAAGAGAAUUUUGAAGCAGCUUACAGUACUAUCACAUUGCCAGAAGAAUUUCAUGACUUUGAUACCAAUAAUAUGAAUGCUAUUGAUAUUUCAGAACAAUUUACUCAGAACCAGAGUAAACCAGAAGAAAUUACACUUAGGGAAGAUUAUGACAAUAGUCUACUUUUCCAAGCUGAGAGCUUUGGGGAUGAACCUGAAAUUCUCAGAAGACAUAGCUUCUUUGAUGACAACAUGUUACUGAAUUGCAGUGGCCCUGUAGCUGAACAUAGUUCAGGAAGUCUCAUGGGAGAAAAAUCUCUGUUCUAUGACAGUAGAGACACAUUUGGAGAUGAAGGAGAUGCAGGAGACAUGAUUGACAAUCUGUUGCAAGAUGAUGACAAUAUCCUGUUAGAAGACAGGCAAUUGAGCAGAGAAAUUACCCUGCCUCCAGAGCCUUCUGAUAUUGUAAUGGGUAUGCUGAAAUCUUCUCAUGUACGCCUACCUGAAAAUGAAAAAAGGAAUGAAUCAACAUUGUUAUCAAGUGAAGAAGAAAGGUUUAUCCUUGACCCAAUUGAUUUUUCAGACAUUGCUGAGAAAAGAAAAGGCAAAAAGAGGAGACUGCUAAUAGAUCCUGUCAAGGAGAUCAGCAGCAAAAAUAUGCAUAAGCAACUUACUUCCUUUGUGGACACACUCAUGGUUUUGGAACUUGCACCUCCUACCCAAAGAUUAAUGAUGUGGAAGAAGAAGGGAAGAGUGGACACGCUUUUGUCAACUGCCGCCCAGGAUUUAAUUCAUGCUGAACUGAAAAUGUUGUUCACAAAGUGCUUUCUGUCCUCCGGCUCUAAACUCGGAAGAAAAUUGAUGCAGAAAGUGUCAGUAAGAGAGGAAGUGGAAGGCCCAGACGUUGUAGAAACCUUCAGGAUGGAAGACCCAGAUUCCAAACCAGAGUUAAUUCAGUCCCGAACUGGAAAGGAUGUGAUUAAUGGAUCUAAGAGUAGCUUUCAUGAACACAUCAGUAAAAACAUGAGCUCUGAGCAAGAUGUUGUUGAAAUGAUUUCAUCAACUGCUGAGGAAUCAUUUUUGAUGAAUGGUUUCAUGGCAGAGGAAAUUGAAAAUUGUUCAGUUGAAUUGGACUCAUCGGGGAAUGAACAAAGUAUUGACAUAGAGAGAAGCAAUCGAAGAAUGCUUCAGAUGUUAAAUACUUUACGGGAAUACAAAAAGAUGGGAAUGGAGUCCUUUAGUCUGAUGAAACUCUGCAGAAAUUGUAACCGAAAACAAGCAGCUGCCAAAUUUUAUGGCUUUCUUGUCCUAAAAAAACAGCAGGCUAUUAAACUGAGCCAGAGUGCUCCUUAUGCAGAUAUUACAGCUACUGUGGGACCAAUGUUCCAUAAGCUAUGA
This is a messenger RNA of Ochotona curzoniae (black-lipped pika), 1668 nucleotides long. RefSeq names its product RAD21 cohesin complex component like 1 (gene RAD21L1). Gene Ontology annotation, biological process: replication-born double-strand break repair via sister chromatid exchange; synaptonemal complex assembly; mitotic sister chromatid cohesion. NCBI's taxonomy places the organism in Eukaryota, Metazoa, Chordata, Mammalia, Lagomorpha, Ochotonidae. The transcript has 14 exons. Gene Ontology annotation, molecular function: chromatin binding; protein binding. Gene Ontology annotation, cellular component: cohesin complex; synaptonemal complex. Bases 1 to 1668 code for a protein of 555 amino acids. The record is from RefSeq and is a predicted model, not a curated record.